AUGUAUGCACCUCAAUGUGUAUCAGCAUCUGCAUCUGCUAAUCAACCACAGGAGCCCUUCCCCUUCGACUACACCCAAGCCAUGACGUACUCGCCAUCCGCUCAAUCGCUUUACUCCUCGUCCGCAGACUCGCACCUGGACUCCUACGCCCCGUCGCCCUACGACGAAUGGAGCGCCAUGAUGCCCUUCGGUUUGCAGGGAUGCUUUCCACUGCAGGGACAUGCCUCACAAGGAGUGGCCUCUUCGUCCUCGAUGGGCCUUGGAACUCGUCCAAUUGAGAUUCCUCGCCCGCAUGCCCACAACGGCGUUGACAUUGCGCACCUGGGCUUUACUCCGUCCUACUCGAGCUCUUCCGGCAUUUCUUCCUCGUACCUGGGCUCGCCGGUCAUCUCGCAAUCAUCCUCAAUGUCAAUGAGCCUUGGGGACAUCAGAGGCCCCCCCAACCAUGUCUCGGGGGCCCUCCACAUGCAUUCUGCACCGGUGAUGUCUGGCUACUCGAUGGCACAUGCAGCUUCGACACCCGCUCCACUGCUCGUGGAUCGACCUAAGCGUGUGCCCCCCCGCCGCCACUCUGAAAGAUUCUUCACUCGCCUUGCCGAUGUCAAGCGCCAUGAAACCAGUGUCCAUGACCCAGUGCCCAUUGACUGCCCAGUGGAGGACUGUUCACGCAAAGGCCAUAUUGGCUUCCCCCGCCGCGACCAUCUCAUUGAACACCUGCGCACAUUCCACAACAAGAACAUCCCCAAGCGUGCAGUGACCAAGAAGCGCAAGGCCAAUGUCACAGCCAAUGCUAAUGCCAUGCUCUGA
Molecule: messenger RNA, 807 nt
Organism: Talaromyces atroroseus
Lineage: Eukaryota; Fungi; Ascomycota; Eurotiomycetes; Eurotiales; Trichocomaceae
Exons: 2
Coding region: 1-807 (268 amino acids)
Source: RefSeq, a predicted model, not a curated record